Wyeomyia smithii (pitcher-plant mosquito) is the source of this 903-nucleotide messenger RNA. RefSeq lists its product as uncharacterized. Gene Ontology annotation, biological process: proteolysis. The record is from RefSeq and is a predicted model, not a curated record. Gene Ontology annotation, molecular function: aspartic-type endopeptidase activity. NCBI's taxonomy places the organism in Eukaryota, Metazoa, Arthropoda, Insecta, Diptera, Culicidae. The transcript has a single exon. The coding region runs from base 1 to 903 and encodes 300 amino acids.
AUGGGAGGUAUAGAGCUUCAAGAUGUGUUUUAUGGUAUCCCCGGAGCUGAUGAGGUCGAUGCUGAUGAACCAAAUGCGAAUCCGUACGAACAGGCAAAACAGAAGCUGGAAGAACAUUUUUCUCCCAAGCAACAUGAGAGCUUUGAAAGGUUUCAGUUUUGGUCCAUGUCUCCGGCUGAUGAUGAGCCAAUUGAGAAAUUUCUGUUGAGAGUGCAGCAGAAAGCAGAAAAAUGUUUUUUUGGUAAAACUGAGCAACAAUGCCGACAGAUAGCGAUUAUGGACAAGGUUAUCCAAAAUUCAUCUGAAGAGCUCAAACGGAAACUACUUGAAAAGGAAAACCUCACACUAGACGCCGCGACGAAGAUCAUCAAUGCAUAUCAGUCAAUCAAGCAGCAGGCAUCUUUGAUGAAAUCGGUAUCAACUCAGAAAGAAGAAAUCAAUCGUGUUUUUAUCAAUAAGCAAAGGAUUCCGUACUACCAAGACUCCGGAAAACCGGCAUAUAGAGAAAGGUGUUCCCGCUGCGGUAGAAUGAAGCAUGAUGAAAAUGAAAAAUGCCCUGCCAUGAAUAAACCUUGCCAUCUUUGUCGCAAUAUCGGACAUUUCCAGACCAUGUGCAAAGCAAAUGCUGGAAGAACUGCAACUAAACGAAGACACUCUCCGUAUCGAUUCAAUCGAGACUCUAGAAAUUUUAAACGAUCCAGAACGGUACGAAACAUCGAAACUCGAAACAGUGACGGAGUUGAACAGGAAGAAUUUUCAGUUUACAAUAUCGCUAAUGAAGAUGACGAGUUCAUCAAGUGCCGUGUAGGAGGAGUUGAAAUCGAAAUGCUCAUCGAUUCGGGGUCAACGCACAAUUUAAUUGACGACACGACGUGGGAUUUGUUGAAGUUAGGAGGAGCUUAG